Chiloscyllium plagiosum (whitespotted bambooshark) is the source of this 3477-nucleotide messenger RNA. Lineage: Eukaryota; Metazoa; Chordata; Chondrichthyes; Orectolobiformes; Hemiscylliidae. The record is from RefSeq and is a predicted model, not a curated record.
GGGAAGAUUUCCUGGCUCCUGCAAUCUGUGAGCAAGUUUCCCAGGUUCCAACAGCUUGUUGGUAAGGUUCCCCAGGCUCCAAUAGUCUGUUGGUGGGGUUUCCCAAGGCUCCAGUUGCCGAUGGAUGAGGUUCUCCAGACUCCAGCAGUCUGUGAUUGAGGUUCCCAUACUCCAGUAGCCCGUUGGUGAGGUUCCCCAGGCUUUAGCAAUUUGUGGGUGAGGUUCCAGGAGUCUGCGAGUGAGAUUCCCGAAGCUCCAGGAGGCUGGGAGUAAAGUUACUGAGGCUCCAGUGGGUGAUAAGCCCGUUAGGAUGAGCCACGUCAGUGCUGCGCCACCGCCGGUUGUGGGAGGAGCUGGUUGAUUGUAUCCGGCAUUCCGGAUCAGGAACCAGGCAGCAGCAGGAUCCAUAUGUGAUGUAUUGAUUGAAGAACUGAGCCAAGUCUUCAGAUCUGACAUGCCGUCAUCAGAUAUACCCAAAGAACGCAGCAGACAACGUGUUCAUGAUCCCAUUGAAGCUUGGCACCCACAAAAUGAUAUGUGGAGCCAUGAAACCAAUUUGGAAGUAGAUGAAAACAAAAGCUUUUUAGAAAACAAUGACAAUGGAUUAUCGGAACCUGAUCAUAAAGUAGUCCUUACAAAUGAUUUCAAUAACAUUUUAUUGCUCUUAUUCCUUUAUGUCCUGCAAGGAAUUCCACUUGGCUUGGCUGGGAGCAUCCCACUUAUACUACAAAGCAAAAACGUUAGUUAUUCGGACCAAGCUAUUUAUAGCUUUGUGUUUUGGCCUUUCAGUCUAAAACUACUGUGGGCACCCUUAGUGGAUGCUGCAUAUUUUCCAACCUUUGGGCGGAGGAAAUCUUGGUUGGUGCCAACUCAGUAUUUUUUGGGCCUUUUUAUGCUUUGUCUGUCAUUUGAAGUGGAUGAAUUAUUGAAGAGUGAUGAACAUACUAGCCCCGAUAUUGUUAAACUUACAGUUGUGUUCUUUAUAUUUGGAUUUCUGGCUGCCACUCAGGAUAUAGCAGUGGAUGGCUGGGCAUUGACUAUGCUAUCCAAAGAAAAUGUAGGACUUGCUUCUACUUGCAAUUCAGUUGGACAGACAGCAGGGUACUUUCUGGGUAACGUACUCUUCUUGGCAUUGGAAUCAGCAGAAUUUUGCAACACAUAUCUACGUUCUCAAUCUCAACCAACUGGAAUUGUCACUCUAUCAGGUUUUCUGUUCUUCUGUGGAAUAAUUUUCUUGGUGACAACAACCUUGGUUACAGUGCUUAAAAAGGAAAACUUGAGACAAACAUCAUUGCAUGAUGCUCCUCAGCAAGGAAUCAAGGAAACCUACAAAUCGCUCAUAUGUAUAAUAAAGAUGCCUGCCAUCUUAAAUUUCUGCAUCAUGUUGCUAACAGCAAAAAUUGGAUUUGCAGCUGCAGAUGGAGUAACUGGAUUGAAGUUGGUUGAAUUGGGUGUGCCUAAAGAGCAGUUGGCUCUCCUUGCAGUGCCUAUGGUUCCUCUGCAAAUAUUAUUGCCAUUUGUGAUAAGUAAAUACACAGCAGGUCGAAAACCUCUGAAUGUUUUUUACUGGACAAUGCCAUUUAGGUUAUUUAUGGGUAUGAUAUUUGCUUUACUGGUUUUUUGGACUCCUACAGUGAAGCAGGGCACAGAGUUUCCUGUUUAUUAUUAUGGAGUACUGCUGUUCAGUUAUGCCUUGCAUCAGGUGACUGUCUAUAGCAUGUAUGUCGCAGUCAUGGCAUUUAAUGCUAAAAUUAGUGACCCUUCAAUUGGAGGAACAUACAUGACUUUAUUGAAUACUGUUUCCAAUCUUGCUGGAAAUUGGCCAGCUACGUUAGCUCUUUGGCUGGUGGACCCACUUACAGUCAAGAAGUGCAUUGGUGCAUCUGAACAAAGUUGUGGAUCUGCAAUUGGUUCUGAACUUUGUGUAAAGUUUGGUGGUUCCUGUUCAACUGCAACUGAUGGCUACUAUGUAGAAUCUAUAUUAUGCAUUGUAAUUGGGUUCACGUGGUGGCUUUAUUUUGGAAACAAGUUCAGAAAUCUUCAGGAUGAGCACCCAUCCACAUGGCAAUGCAAGAGGAAUAAUUGAGCAGUGAAGAUGUCAGCUUUUGAAUAAAUUGAUCAACCAAGAACCCAUCUCCCUGUUCAGGUGGCUAUGAAAAAUAUUGUGGCAUGAUCUGAAGAAGAGAUGUGUUUUCCAGUGUUCUGACCAACUUUCUUCCAUUAACCAAAACUACCAAAAACAGAUGUUUGUUCAACUUAUUAGUUGUUUAUUGGACAUUGUCGUGUGCUAAUUAGCUGCUAUAUAUGUCUGUGUAACAACAGUAAAAACAAUUUAUUGACAAUUCCUUUUGUGACAUUCUGCUUUGAUGAGACUAUAUAAAUUGUAACUAUUUUUGGAAAUAGUUUGUAAGCAUAAAAUCACAAAUGUUUUGGUUAAAGUUGUUUGUGAACUUUAUUUAUUUGGCAAAUUCAUUCCUGUACUUAAUGAUUAUUUUGCACAAGUUAUAUUCCUUUUUACAUUUUGAUUUUUUUCAGUUUAGUUAGAUCUGUUCAAUCCUAAAUCAUAAAGACAAAAUUGAAGAACUAUUCAAAUGAAUUAUUCAAUUUAUUGUUCGUUAUUUGUGCUGUAUUCUAAUUGAUGCCAAUAUAUAUUUAGUUUGUAUUUCUCACUUCUUGCAUAGGCUGCAUCUUCCCACUUAAAUCCCUCAGCAAGCUUUUACAAUUGAAUUUUUAAAACUGACUUUAACCUGUAGUAUUUUUCUGUAGCAAUUUAAUGGGAAUUUGUGCUUAAUGAGACUAAAUCUGUAGCAAUUAGCUAACAUGGUACUAGGCGAUGUAAUUUCCUUUUUAAAAGUAAGUUUAAAUGCUUACAAAUCUUCUGUAUUUAUGUUGCUGGAAUUUGUCACGUACAAAGUCAUAUUUUAAAUACUACUUUGUCAAGAUAUUAAUUGGAACCCACUACAGCUAGAUAUGCAAAUUGCCAAAACAUGUGUUUUCUUACCUACACAUUCUCCCUGUCAUUACUGAUAGUGUUUUCCUGGUAUCUAAGCAGGCAAGUCCCAUAUAUCUUUUACUCAGCCAUGUGCAGGUUCCUGCCUCCAUAAUAAUAAUAUCAGAUGAAAAACUUGCUGUCACCCUGCUGUGAAACUCCACAAUUCAAUUGCAAUAAUGCUAAGUGUAGGACCCCCACCCUAUUUUGCUAAACUGUAGGUCAGUCCCCAUGCCAAUAAUGCAUUAGGACUUCUGUUAAGUGCAAAAUAUUUUGCUCUGAGCAAAGUUCAUUUCUCCCCCAACUCCAGCCAUUGCUUUUUACUGUCUUUUUGCCUUCCUCUAUUUAGAGUUAUUGAGUUGUAUAGCAUGGAAAUAGACACUACAGUCCAACUCACCAUUGUUGACCAGAUGCCUUAAAUUAAUCUAGUCCCAUUUCCCAGCACUUGAACCAAAUCCCGCUAAACCCUUCCUAUUUAUGUACCCAUC